Molecule: messenger RNA, 1990 nt
Organism: Carlito syrichta (Philippine tarsier)
Lineage: Eukaryota; Metazoa; Chordata; Mammalia; Primates; Tarsiidae
Product: nuclear pore complex protein Nup153-like
Exons: 3
Biological process (GO): protein import into nucleus; RNA export from nucleus
Cellular component (GO): nuclear pore
Molecular function (GO): structural constituent of nuclear pore
Source: RefSeq, a predicted model, not a curated record
ACCUACUUUAAGAGGCAGCACUGUACCAGUCUCUCUGUCAUCCAGAAGCUGUCUAGGAUUAGACAAGUUCAAGAAACCUGAGGGAAGCUGGGACUGUGAAGUGUGCCUAGUGCAGAAUAAAGCAGAUUCUACCAAAUGUGUAGCAUGUGAAAGUGCAAAGCCAAGCACAAAAUCUGAGUUUAAAGGCUUUUGCACAUCUUCCUCAUCUUCAAACCCAGCCGCCUCGUCCUUCAAAUUUGGUUGCCCAUCAUCCUCUUCUGGGCCUUCUCAGACUUCAGCAAGCACUGGAAGUUUUAAAUUUGUAGAUCAGGGAGGAUUAAAAACAGGUGUGCCAUCUGAUUCUGGGUCUAUAAACCCCAUGAGUGAAGGCUUUACAUUUUGUAAACCAGUAGGAGAUUUUAAAAUUGGAGUUUCAUCAGACUCUAAAUCUGAAGAAGUUAAAAAAGACAGUGAGAAUGACAAUAAUUUUAAGUUUGGACUUUCUUCUGGUGUAGGCAGCCCAGUUUCUUUAACUCCAUUUCAAUGUGGGGUGUCUAAUCUUGGGCAACAAGAAAAGAAAGAGGAACUGUCUAAAUUUUCCCCUUCAGGCUUUAGCUUUGGUACAGGUAUUACCAACCCCACCCUUGUUGCUACUAAUGCCGUCGUGACCUCUGAGAACAAGAGCAGUUUCAACUUUGGAACCAUAGAAACCACGAGUGUUUCAGUGGCUUCUUUCUCAUGUAAGACAUCGGAAACAAAAAAAGAAGAAAUGCCUGCCACCAAAGGAGGGUUCACGUUUGGCAGUAUGGAAGCUGCUUCUCUGCCAUCUGCUUCAAUGUUUGUUUUGGGAAGGACAGAAGAGAAACAGCAAGAGCCUGUCACUUCUCCUUCCCUAGUUUUGGGGAAGAAAGCUGACAACGAAGAACCAAUGUGUGAACAUGAACAAGUGUUUUCCUUUGGGAAUUCAGAGCAAACCACAGAUGAGAGUUCUUCACAGCCCACAUUUAGUUUUGGUAUGGCAGAAACAUCUGAGAUGGAAAUUGAACAGCCAGUAAUGGCAGAAACAUCUGAGAUGGAAACUGAAUAGCCAGUAACUUUUGCUUUUGGAGCUCUAACCAAUACUACAGCUGAUCAAGGUGCAGCAAAGCCAGUUUUUAGUUUCUUGAACACUUCUUCUAGUUCAAGUACACCAGUGACUUCUGCUGGUGGUGGUGUGUUUGGUAGUUCUUUCUCUUUCUCCAAUCCACCCGUGGCUGCCUUUCUGUUUGGAUAGGCCAUCAAUCCUGUGAGCAACUCUGCCUUUGGUAACACUGCUGAAUCCAGUACAUCUCAGUCUUUGCUAUUUUCUCAAGUUAGCAAGCCAACAACCACAUCUAGCACAGCUACAGCUGCCACGCCAUUUGUCUUUGGUUCAGGAACCAGCAGCAAUAAUACUGCAGCCUAUGGUUUCAACUUAGGACCAACAGCCACAUCUAGCUCUACAGGAUCCUCCUUUACGUUUGGAACUGGACCUUCAGCACCAUCUGCCAGUCCAGCAUUUGGUGCUAAUCAGAUGCUAACAUUUGGACAAAAUCAAGGUGCCAGCCAGCCUAAUCCCUCAGGCUUUGGAUCUACACCACCGUCCACAGCAUUAUUUUCUGCUGGUUCUCAGCUGGCACCACCUACUUUUAGGACAGUGUUAAGCAAUAGUCAGCUUCCUGUGUUUGGUCAGCAACCUAGUCUGUCUGCAUUUGGCGCUGGAACAGCUCCUAAUUCCAGUCCAGCUUUCCACUGUGGCAGCAGCACUACAAAUUUCAACUUCACAAACAAUAAUCCAUCAAGAGUGCUCAUAUUUGGUACAAAUGCUAGCACACCUGCAGCCUCAGCCCCACCUUCUGGCUCAGGAGUCUUUCCAUUUAACUGGACUUCAGCAGCAUUCACAGUAAGGUCAAAUAGGAAAAAUAAGUUCUCUUCUUCUGGAACUUCAGUUUCUGGUCGCAAGAUAAGGACUGCCAUUAGACGCCAGAAAUAA